Molecule: messenger RNA, 3063 nt
Organism: Papilio machaon (common yellow swallowtail)
Lineage: Eukaryota; Metazoa; Arthropoda; Insecta; Lepidoptera; Papilionidae
Gene: Lztr1
Product: leucine-zipper-like transcriptional regulator 1
Exons: 16
Coding region: 407-2785 (792 amino acids)
Cellular component (GO): Golgi apparatus
Molecular function (GO): protein binding
Source: RefSeq, a predicted model, not a curated record
UAAAAGUUUGAAUUAUUGAUUUACAAGAAAAUUGAUUUAUUUAUAUUUACAAUUUAUAUUUUAGUUGUUUUCAUAUUCUCUUUGCUGAUCAAAGUAACGCUUACGAGUUAAAGUAUGUGCAAUUUAUAGUUUUUUCUUAAUACAAUAUCAAAAUAUCAUGGCUACGCGCCAUCCUCAAUUGUUAUAGAUUAGAUUUUACAAACAAUGCUUUGAAACUAAAAAGUGUUAGUUGGUUUAAUUUUUUCCGGUAAAAGUCAAUGACCAAUAGGAUAAAUCUAUCUCGACCUAUUUACGUAAAGAAUUCUUUCUACUUUACUGAUGCUCUCGAAAUAGUAGUGUUUAGCUCGUUGUUUAUGCUAAAAGUGUUUCUUUAUUCUAUUUACAGCAAAACAAAGUAAACGCGAAAAUGGCAGUCAACAUGCAAAACAUUGGAAAAAUGAUAACAGAACAGCUGCGGAAUCCUAAUGAAUUAGAUAUAAACCUUAGAAUGGAAUUUGGUCCAUUCGAAACUGUACAUAAAUGGAAACGUAUGUCUGAGUGUUACGAGUUUGUUGGAGCCAGACGAAGCAAACAUACAGCAGUGGCAUACAAAGAUGCUAUCUACGUAUUUGGUGGUGAUAAUGGAAAGUCCAUGUUAAAUGAUCUGAUUAGAUUUGAUAUCAAAGAAAUGUCUUGGACUAAGACAGGAUGUAUGGGCACUCCUCCGGCACCACGGUAUCAUCAUUCCGCUGUAGUUCACAUGUCUUCUAUGUUUGUGUUUGGGGGCUAUACUGGAGAUAUACUUGCAAAUUCAAACCUUACCAAUAAAAAUGACCUAUUUGAAUACAAGUUUCCUAGCGCUCAGUGGGUACAGUGGAGAUUUACUGGAGCGGAGCCAGUGCCAAGGUCAGCGCACGGUGCGGCAGUGUACGACGACAAGCUUUGGAUCUUCGCGGGCUACGACGGCAACGCACGACUCAAUGAUAUGUGGACUGUUAACUUAGUUGGUGAGAACCGUCAAUGGGAACGCGUGGAACAGAAGGGCCAGUGUCCUCCGACUUGUUGCAAUUUCCCAGUAGCGGUGGCGCGCGGAAAAAUGUACGUCUUCAGCGGACAGAGCGGUGCUAAGAUCACUAACGCACUCUUCCAGUUCGACUUUGAAACACAUACUUGGAGUCGUAUCUGCACUGAGCACUUGCUGCGCAGCGCAGGUCCUGCGCCGGCGCGACGUUACGGGCACACAAUGCUGGCUCACAACCGACAUCUAUACGUAUUCGGCGGCGCCGCUGACAGCACCAUGCCUUCCGACGUAUACUGCUUCGACCUCGACACGCAAAUGUGGUCCAUGAUCCAGCCGGCGCCGGAGUCUCAGAUACCGUCGGGGCGGUUGUUCCACGCCGGUGCUGUGGUCGGCGACGCCAUGUACAUCUUCGGUGGUACUGUUGAUAAUAAUGUACGCAGCGGAGAGCUCUACCGCUUCCAGUUGUCUAACUACCCGCGCUGCACGCUGCAAGAGGACCUGGGCCGCAUCCUGCGCUCGGAGCAGUUCUGUGACGUGCUGCUGCUGGUGGGGGAGGAGCCUGCCGCCGUGCUCGCCCACCAGGCACUCCUCGCCGCGCGCUCCACCUGUCUGCGCGACAAGAUCAUGGAAGCUCGUGAAGAACUGUCUGCGCGCGUGGCGGCGGGUGAAGCGAAGCCUCUGGAGCCCUACAACUACCAGGGCAAGCCUGACCUCGUCAUACAUCUGCCUGAGGCCAGGCCUGAUGCCUUCCGCAUGGUCCUCACUUAUAUAUACACUGAUAGAAUUGAUCCCACUGAAACACUGAUUGAAGAAAGACCAGCAUCAGAUGAUACAAUCCAACUUGUAAUGGAGGUGCUUCGUUUAUCACUACGGUUGAACAUUCCACGUCUCUGUGGAUUAUGUGCUAAGUUUCUUCGUGGUAACCUUUGCCUAGGCAAUGUGCUUAAAGCGCUGCAUGCAGCACAUGUGUCUAACCUCUGCUGCAUCAAGGAAUACUGCUUACGGUUCAUAAUAAAAGAUUACAACUUCACUCCGAUCGUGAUGUCGAAGGAGUUUGAGCAGAUGGAGCGCAACUUGAUGGUGGAGAUCAUCCGGAGACGACAGCAGCCUCUGCCGCUCAAACCUCCCAACAUUGACGCCGCUGACGAUGCACUCGCAGGUACAACACUGGAGCAGGACCUGUGCAUGUUCCUGACUGGGGGGGCGGAGCUGAGUGACGUCACGCUGCGAGUGGGGGGCGUGUCCCGGCCCGCCCACCGCUCCAUACUUGCCGCACGCGCCGCAUACUUUGAAGCCAUGUUUAGAUCAUUCUCGCCUAGGAAUAACAUUGUUAAUAUACAAAUUUGUGACUCUGUGCCAUCGGAGCCAGCUUUCGACUCGUUAUUGCGCUACAUCUACUACGGAGAGACCAACAUGCCCACUGAGGACUCCCUCUAUCUAUUCCAAGCUCCCAUAUACUAUGGGUUCACAAACAAUCGUCUGCAAGUAUUCUGCAAGCACAAUCUCCAAACAAACGUAUCCCCGGAUAAUGUGCUCGCGAUCCUUCAGGCGGCAGAUCGCAUGCACGCCACAGAUAUAAAGGAAUACGCCCUCAAGAUGAUUGCACACCAGUUCGCUGUGGUGAGUCGUAAUGUGGCUCGUCAAGAAGCCAUCAAGAAUCUAGCUCAGCCAUUGUUAGUUGACAUUGUGUUGACUUUAGCUGAAGAAGGUAAGUUUGAUACUCCUACACAGACACAGCCCAGGUGUGCCAUUGCACCCUCCACAUCAGCAGAGCCAAUCAUCUAAACAUCGGACAGAAUACAACUGUGCAAGGAAUUGGAAACCUUAAGGUGCUUGUAAACAUUAUGUUUUGAUUUAAAGAUGGUACAAAAAUAAAGAAAAAUUAUUAAAGAAUCAAAAAACAAGUUUGUCUAGAAUCUAUGUAUUGCAAUGUCGAUUUAUUCAGGAAAUAUUGAUGUUAAUGUAUUCAAAAUGUAUGUAUUUAGAUGAUUAAAGUCACAUGUUACUAGUUUCUCCAAAAGCAAACAAAACUGUGUUUCCGCUGCCAAAACAUUCAUACAAAA